AGCUUGAAGNUGAAUUUUAAGAGUGGUCUAAGGAUAUGAAGUCUUGAGUUAACAGUUUUACGUUUAAGUUUUAUGUGUGGGCUCCAGGUUAAGCGUUUGUCGAGAGUUAGCCCAAGGUAUUUAACUUCGUUUGCCUUAGGAAUUGUUAUAUUGUUUAACGUAACAUGUGGAGAACCGAGAUUACGUAGUGAAAAAGUUACUUGAAAAGAUUUAGUUUCGUUUAUUUUGAUUUUCCAUCUGUUUGCCCACAAGCUGAUCAUACGAGGGUUGUCCCAAAAGUAAUGCACAAAGCGCUCUAGCUGUCUUGCAAUGAGAUAUUAUCAGCUGAUUUUAGUAUCAGUUUGUAGCUUGAAGUCUAACGAACACGUGCGUUUUCAGUUUUAUUUGUUUUACUAAAGUAUGAUGAUGUGUGAGAGCGAUAACGAAAGUGAGAACAAUUCGUCAGCUCACAUUUCUGUUUUUGAGCAACGCGCAUACAUUAAAAUCGAAACGAUUCGUGGUAAAACAGUGCCUGAAAUUCAUGCCGCGUUAAAUGAAGUGUGUGGAACGGAUACUGUGGAUCGUAGUACGGUGCAAAGAUGGCAUCAGCGAUUCCGUGAUGGUCGUAUAAGUAUUGAUAACAACCCUCGCUCUGGCCGACCCUCUACGGUUACUCAAGACAACACUAACGCGGCUAUUCUCGCAACUCUACUCAAUGGAGACCGACGAAUAACGGUGAUAGAGAUAGAGAAUGAAACAGGUAUUUCAAAAUCAAGUGUUCACCGCAUUUUAACGGAAAUUCUACAGAAACGAAAGAUUGCAACACGUUGGGUGCCUCAUUUUCUGUCACCGGAACAGAAGGAUACACGCAAAGACAUCUGCCGUGAACUCCUUUCUCGCUACGAAAAUGAAAAAGAAACGUUUCUUGAUCGUAUAAUUGCAAUAGAUGAGACUUGGAUCCGUGAUUUUGAGCCGGAAUUAAAAUCUCAAAGCAAUAUUUGGAAGGGAAUAACAUCACCAAGAGCAAAAAAAGUUCGUCGCCAGCAAACAAAGGUGAAACAAAUGAUGAUUUUUGCUUACGAUAAACUUGGGAUAAUUGUCACUGAUCGAGUUUCAAUUGGCAGUAGUGUAACCGGGGAUUACUACAAAACAUUCCUUGCCAAAAAAUUGCGACCAGAAAUCCGUAAAAAGCGACCAGGAAUGUUACAAAAUGGUGUGUCCAUAUUGCACGAUAAUGCGCGGCCGCAUAUCGGAGCACCAGUCGUCGCUCUUUUGGAGAAAUAUGGAUGGGAACGCCUCAAACACCCACCGUAUUCGCCGGAUUUAAGUCCCCCGGACUUUGAUUUAUUUCCAAAACUGCAGGAACCACUUAGAGGGAUCCGUUUUCCCAACUUAGAUAUACUAAAUGAAGAAGUGAGCCGAAGGAUCCGUAAACUCAACAAAGAUGGCGUCCUAUGCGGCAUUCAAGCGCUCCCGAAACGNGUAGUGAAAAAGUUACUUGAACAGAUUUAG
Messenger RNA from Cinara cedri, 1491 nucleotides. The record is from the annotation of a GenBank genome assembly. Lineage: Eukaryota; Metazoa; Arthropoda; Insecta; Hemiptera; Aphididae.